CUAUAUAAACCUUCGAUUAUCUCUUUCUUAAAACCUUUUAUUAGGGUUUCAUUCACUCACUCUCGCCAUAGCCAAAAACCUCAAACUCCAUUGCUGACGGCAGCCCUAAUCUCUGCUUUCUCAACCCAAAAUGGCGACUCAGAUGAGCAAGAAGCGAAAGUUUGUAGCCGAUGGUGUUUUCUUCGCUGAGUUGAAUGAGGUUUUGACCAGAGAACUUGCGGAGGAUGGAUAUUCUGGCGUUGAGGUUAGAGUAACUCCAAUGCGCACUGAGAUUAUCAUCAGAGCUACUCGUACUCAAAAUGUUCUCGGGGAAAAGGGAAGAAGAAUUAGGGAAUUGACUUCGGUUGUACAGAAACGUUUUAAGUUUCCUGAGAACAGUGUGGAGCUUUAUGCUGAGAAAGUUAACAAUAGGGGUCUUUGUGCUAUUGCUCAAGCUGAGUCUCUGAGAUACAAGCUCCUUGGUGGCCUUGCUGUUCGCAGGGCUUGCUAUGGUGUCUUGAGAUUUGUAAUGGAAAGUGGUGCCAAGGGAUGUGAGGUUAUUGUGAGUGGAAAGCUCAGAGCACAGCGUGCAAAAUCGAUGAAAUUCAAAGACGGGUACAUGAUCUCAUCCGGUCAACCCGUUAAGGAGUACAUAGACUCAGCUGUGAGACACGUUCUUCUCAGACAGGGAGUGCUCGGUAUCAAGGUUAAGAUCAUGCUUGACUGGGAUCCCAAGGGCAAGCAAGGCCCAACAACACCAUUGCCGGAUGUGAUCACCAUCCAUCCUCCAAAAGACGAUGAGUACAUUCCUUCAGUCGAGGUUGCUGCUGACAUUGAUGUCGUUGAGGUUCCACCACCAGUAGUAGUUGCCUAAACUUUAUUUCUCGAAGAAAAAACCGAUUCUUGUAUUUGUUUUAUGUAGGUUUUGCUGAAGCAUAGUUUCCCCACCAUUGCAGAAGAAUAUUAGGUUUUAAAGAUAAUACUUUCAUGUUUCAGUAAAUACAUUAGCUUUGGUUUUGUUAACACUAUUUUUCUAGUAUUUAUUGGUGAUUUUAAAUUUUGGGCCAUGCCCAUUUUUUCUUUUCUUUUUAUAAAAAUAUUCUAUCUUUAUUUUCAA
This is a messenger RNA of Cannabis sativa, 1096 nucleotides long. Its product is annotated as small ribosomal subunit protein uS3z. Gene Ontology annotation, cellular component: nucleus; cytosolic small ribosomal subunit. Bases 131 to 853 code for a protein of 240 amino acids. Gene Ontology annotation, biological process: translation. NCBI's taxonomy places the organism in Eukaryota, Viridiplantae, Streptophyta, Magnoliopsida, Rosales, Cannabaceae. The record is from RefSeq and is a predicted model, not a curated record. Gene Ontology annotation, molecular function: structural constituent of ribosome; RNA binding. The transcript has 6 exons.